Gossypium raimondii (Peruvian cotton) is the source of this 1944-nucleotide messenger RNA. Its product is annotated as lysM domain-containing GPI-anchored protein 1. The coding region runs from base 504 to 1766 and encodes 420 amino acids. The transcript has 5 exons. The record is from RefSeq and is a predicted model, not a curated record. Lineage: Eukaryota; Viridiplantae; Streptophyta; Magnoliopsida; Malvales; Malvaceae.
AAAAACACAUUGCUUUCCCUUCCUCACCUCCCCCAUCCUCUGUUCUUUCUUCUUCUUUGCUGCUUUAGUCCAUUUUUUUCUGAAAAAAAUAAAAGAGAAGAAAACAAUAAGCCCAAACCCUAAACACUGAACAUUUCCCAGCUUGAGAGCAGCCAUAUUUAUGCUGUUGAAGUUUCAACAUUAUAGUGAAAGUGAAGGAGCAAAGCCAGCUGAUAAACCUUAGAAACCUUCAAUGGCCGCUACAUUUGUCCAUUAGUUUGAACCAUAAUAAGCAAAGAAGAAAAGGGUUCUUUUUUUUUUUUGUUUGUUUGUUUAAUCUUGACUCUUUUUUUUUAGUCCAUUCUCUCUAACACCCAAAACCCUUACUAAAGCAAAGAACCCAAAGCUCUUUUUGUCAUAUUCUUCCCCCCCCCCCCACAUUUUUUUUUUGUUUUUCCCUGCCUUUAACUGAAGCGAAACAAGCAAAAAAUAAUCCCAUAUUCCUCAAGCCCCUGAACCUAACAAUGCCAAACCCAAAACCCAAUUUCCUUUCCUUUUACAAACUCCUUUGCUUCCUGCUUCUCACCGAUGUAGCUUUGGUAGCUUCAAAAUCAACAAUCGAGCCUUGUUCCAACUCUGAUUCAUGCAAUGCUUUGUUGGGGUACACUCUCUACACCGACCUGAAAGUCGCCGAGGUUGCUUCCCUCUUCCAGGUUGACCCCAUUUCGGUCCUCACGGCCAAUGCCAUCGAUAUCUCUUACCCGGAUGUCGAAAACCACAUCCUUCCUUCCCAACUCUUCGUCAAGAUCCCCAUUCUAUGUUCUUGUGUUGAUGGGAUUCGGAAAUCGGUUUCCACUCACUACAAGACCCGACCCCAAGACACGCUUUCGUCGAUUGCGGAUUCUAUUUACGCUGGUUUGGUGUCAGCUGACCAGAUUAGGGAGGCUAACUCGAUUGAUGAUCCUUCGGUUCUCGAUGUUGGGCAAAACCUUGUUGUUCCUUUGCCGUGUACUUGUUUUAAUGGGACUGAUAAUGGACUCCCUGCUAUUUACCUUUCAUAUGUGGUGAAGCCAGUGGAUACUUUAGCUGGAAUUGCAGCGAGUUACUCCACUACCAUAACAGAUUUGAUGAAUGUUAAUGCUAUGGGGGGUACUUCUAUUACGCCUGGCGACAUUUUAGCUGUUCCUUUGUCAGCUUGUGCUUCGAAUUUUCCUAAAUAUGCCUCGGAUCAUGGAUUGAUUGUGCCAAACGGGAGCUAUGCUAUUACUGCUAGCCAUUGUGUUCAGUGCAGCUGUGGACCGGGGAGUCGCAAUUUGUACUGCAUGCCUGCUUCUUUGGCUGUUUCUUGUUCAAGCAUGCAAUGUAAAAGCAGCAAUCUCAUGCUAGGGAACGUUACAGUGCAGCAAAGUAGUGCUGGAUGCAAUGUCACUUCUUGUGCUUAUAGUGGUUAUGCAAACGGCACCAUUAUCACUUCGUUGUCAUCAUCUCUCCAACCUCGAUGUCCAGGACCACAGCAAUUUCCUCCCCUUGUAGCCCCACCUACAUACGUAACGCGGGAUUCAGUUUUUGCCCCAGCACCUGCACCCCAGUCAGAUGGUGCCACCACCGCAACAGUGCCCAAGACUUCUACAGUGCCAUCUACUGGGUCUCUUCCUGGAUUUCCCCCAGCAGGUGCCCCUUUCGGAAGCUUAUCUAAUGCUUCGACAUUGAUGAAUUCAGCUGCCGCCCUUCCUGCUGCACUUAUGAUGUACUUGCUUGCCAAAUUAAUCUCACCCUUGUCAUUGUAAUUUUGCUUGUAAGUUGUGGUGGCUAUUUGGUUUGUAAUGUUGCUUAGUUUUUGACCUGUCCCGCCUCUUUGUUCGUUCUAUGUAACUUUGUUCAAGACUGUAUUUACAUUUUCCGGGUGGGUUCUCAAAACUCACUAGUGAAGCUAAUUUGCUUGAUUGAUCAUGGCAGUUUUCGACA